Antechinus flavipes (yellow-footed antechinus) is the source of this 673-nucleotide messenger RNA. Its product is annotated as kelch-like protein 1. Bases 135 to 365 code for a protein of 76 amino acids. Lineage: Eukaryota; Metazoa; Chordata; Mammalia; Dasyuromorphia; Dasyuridae. The transcript has 4 exons. The record is from RefSeq and is a predicted model, not a curated record. Gene Ontology annotation, molecular function: protein binding.
CAUUACUCCAGAUCAUAUUUCAGGGAGCUUGUAUAAGAUUCACAACAACUAUAAACUAUCUGGGAUUGAGAGGGACAUAUAAGGUCAUCUGGUCAAACAUCCUUUUUUUGAAGAUGUGAACCUGAGGAAAAGAGAUGCUGUGUGGUUUACCUAAGACAGCAAGGCUGACAACUACUAGUCAUUCUCUGACACCUCAAAGCGAUAUGGACUCCAGUAGUUCUGAGGAAUUCUAUCAGGCAGUACAUCAUGCUGAACAAACCUUCCGAAAGAUGGAAAGCUAUUUGAAGCAACAACAACUCUGUGAUGUGAUCCUGAUUGUGGGUAAUCGUAAGAUUCCUGCUCAUAGGGUCAACGCACAUGUGUAGCAUAGCUGAGUCUCUUUACAGACCAACAAACCCAUGAUCAGGUCAACUUGGAUGAGAAAAAAAAGAAAAUGUCAAAUAUCUCCAUAAAGCACUGGGAACUAGAGAAGAAAAAAAUUCAGAAUGAAUGGUGUUUGCUUUAGAAUAAUCCUUAAUAAAAAGCAUUUGUUUGGAUGUCCACAGAAGCAUCAUUAAAAAUUAAUAAGCCUUGGCAUGAUCAAGUGUUUUUCAAGGGGAAAAAAAAUGUUCUUUUCCUCCAAAGAGAACAUUGUAAUGACUAUUCUAGUUCCUUGUACCCAGCAUCCAUCCCU